Messenger RNA from Panicum virgatum (switchgrass), 4120 nucleotides. Its product is annotated as protein FAR1-RELATED SEQUENCE 4-like. Gene Ontology annotation, molecular function: zinc ion binding. The transcript has 3 exons. Lineage: Eukaryota; Viridiplantae; Streptophyta; Magnoliopsida; Poales; Poaceae. The record is from RefSeq and is a predicted model, not a curated record. The coding region runs from base 1247 to 2629 and encodes 460 amino acids.
UUAACGAGGAAAUCGCGCCGCCGUCGCGUAUACGCACGCUCUGCCAUCGCCCUCUCCGGCGCGCCGCCGUCUCCACGAACGCGCCGCCGUCGCCCUCCCUGGUGCUUGCCCCAGGAAUUGCAGCGCCGUCGCCUCCACGCACCCACCGCCGGCGCCGUCCCCGGCGCUUGCCCCAAGAAUCGGCGACCCUACCCACUCCGCCGGCGCCUUCCCCAGGCAGCGGACGCCGACGCCGACGCCGCCGGCGCCUUCCCCAGGGGUGUACGUCUCUCGGUGCCGGUGCUUCCCCCACGCGGCGCAGCUUCCUGUCGACCGCGCCUCCCCAGGGGACGCAGGACUCGUGUCAUUCAAGCCCCCGCUCAGCGUUCCCCGCACCUUCGGCCGGGUGCUGGACCCCCGUGGAUCGGGCUUUCCCAAGCGAAUCGCGUGCUGCCCUCUACCUCGCCCCAUGAAUCCGGACCCCCUGCAAUCUGUCCAAGGAAGACAUGGCUGAUACAAGUGUGGAGUCACUUUCGGAGUACCAUGACAUUGUGAGCAAACAGUUUGUUAGCGAGGAAGAACGUUUUCGGUUCUAUAACACAUAUGACCUUCAGAAAGGGUUUAGUGUGCGGAAGAGCUAUGUUGAGUGGGAUGGUGGUAAUCAGGAGAUAUGUUUGAGGAAAAUGGUCUGUAGUCGUGAAGGAUUCCGUGAAGCGAAGCAUAUUAAUAGAGCAAACAAGAAAAGGAGGCCACGCAAUAUCAGCCGUGUUGGGUGCAAAGCCAAACUGGUAAUUGCACAAGAUAGGAAAACUGGGAAGUGGUUUGUGAAGGAUUUCAUCGAUGAGCACAGUCACCAAUUGGCCCCACCAGAUCUUGCUUGUCUACUGCGAUCGCACAGGAGAAUUAGAGAUGAGCAGAAAGCCGACAUUGCAGAGAUGGAAAUAUCAGGGAUCCGUAAGCAUCAAAUCAUGGAUAUAUUGGAAACACGGUAUGGUGGAUAUGACAAGGUCGGAUUCAUAGCAAGAGAUAUAUAUAAUUUCUGCUAUAGGUAUAACCAGGGAACAAUUGAUGCCGGUGAUACCAAAACGAUGAUCUCUCACUUGGGGGAGAGACAACAGAGGGAUCCUCAAUUUUUUUUAAGUAUCUGGUUGAUGUGGAGGGCCAUCUGAAGGGUCUUUUCUGGUCAGAUAGUCAAUCUCAGAUUGACUAUGCAGCGUUUGGUGAUGUUGUUAUAUUCGACAGCACAUAUAGGACCAAUAAAUAUAAUAUGCCGUUCGUUCCUUUUGUUGGGGUGAACCACCAUCGUAGCACUGUUGUUUUUGGAUGUGGGAUUAUUUCUCAUGAGACAUCUGAGGCAUAUGAGUGGAUGUUGCUAACACUUUCUCUUGCCAUGGGUCAGAAGCAUCCCAUAUCAGUUAUCACCAAUGGAGACCUUGCAAUGCAGAAAGCUAUAAGGGCGUUUUGGCCCAACUCGAAUCAUAGGUUGUGCGUGUUUCAUGUUGAGCAAAACAUAUCACGUCAUUUGCACAAUGAUGAGGUGAAGGCAAAAUUCAAGGGUUUACUAUAUGAUCGCUGCUCUGUAGAUGAGAUUGAAAUAAAAUGGGAACUAUUUUUAGUAAAGCAUAAAGUAAAGAGUGAGGAGUCAUGGUUGCAUCAGAUGUAUCAGAUGAGGAAACUAUGCUGUGAUGCAUAUCAGGUUGGUCAUUGUUUCUUAGGAAUGAGGAGUAACCAACGGAGUGAGAGACUAAACGCUAUGCUUCAUGAACACCUUGAUGGUAAAAUGACAUUGGUUUCCAUGCUACAACACUAUGAACGCAACCUUUCAGAUUUGCGAAGGAACGAGGCGGUCCUAGACAUUGUAGCACUGGAAACGGUUCCGUUCAUAGAGGCAAGUGCAUCUAUAUUUGAGAAAGACGCAGCACGGCUGUUCACCCCUACAGUCUUUGAUGUGGUGAAAUUUAGCAUACGUGAUGCAAGCGAGUGUAAUGUUAUGGAGGUACUUGAUGGUUGUGAUGCUACAUCAUACAUUGUUUAUAAGAAGGGUAGUAGAGGUGUGCUAUUCUAUGUGGAUGUUGAGAUGAAUGAGAGGUCAGUAAUUGGAAUUAGGUGUUCAUGCAGUAAGAUCGAAUGCUUUGGCACACCCUGUUCGCACAUUUUCCAUGUGUUAUCAUUUAUCCAAGCAGCUUGCCUUCCAAUAUGUUGUGUUCGUAGAAGGUGGACCACCAGUGCAAAAUAUGGACUGAAUACAACUAGGAAGAGCACCUUGUAUGAUUAUUCAGUCAACCUGGAUAGGUACCGUGAGUUACGGAAUCUGAGCCAUGCAGCCUCCUUUAGGGCAUCUCAAUCAAUAGAAUCAUACGAACGUCUGAAAAAGCUGUUGUCUGAAGAGGUUGCCACCAACGAUUUGGCUUGUGGCGACAAUGAUGGAGUGUGGUAUGGGCCGGUACUUCCCCAAACUCAGCAAUCAGAUUCAGACACAACUGGAAUGGUUUUGGAUCCAAUUCGAGUACCAGGACGUGGUGCGCCGAAGAAAAGACUGCAGGCCAUGCCGAUGAAGAAGAAAAGGUCAACAAAUAAAUGCGGUCACUGUAAUGGAGAGGGGCAUAAUCGGCGCACGUGCUCCAAAUUAAAAGAGAUUUGGCCUAGAUAACCAGGUCACUGGAAGCAUCCCAAUGUCAUUGUCCAAAAAGGUGCAGUGCUACAGCCAUGUAAUUUCUCUUUUUUCGUUCGCUUUUGUGAGAACCAUAUAGUCUUGUGUUCUUGUAUGAUCACUGAACUGACUCAAGGCCAUCUUAUUUCCACGACAUUGGAUGGUAAUCAGGUACAACCAAAAUUAUCAGGUGCUUUUGGUUCCCUCCCAGGACCUGGAAAAAUGUAAACUCUUGUCAGAUACUUGUUGGUUUAUUUCUUUCAAAAAAUUCUCUCCCAGUAAUAAUAUUUAAUAAAUAUGUAGUGUGUGCAAUCUACAAACUGUGAUUUGAAACCAAAGCAUAUUGAAAUUUCCUCAGCUAAGUAUGAUGUUUAAAUAUUUUUCAGUGCAGCACUAUGCUAAUAAGUUUCCACCGUUUCUGUCAUAACCCUGUGGAUUUUCGUGUGAUAGGUUGGAUAUAUGUUUGCUUCUGUUCACGUGGAGUUGGUGAAGCAACUUUCCAUCUUUCACUCUCUGAAGCUCCAGACCGUCCCUCUUUCGAUCAUGUGGUGUUCAGUCGUGAAAAUUGUAUCCUUUAUUUUCUUGAUAACAAUAAAAAUUGUAGCCUUUAUUUCUUGAUAACAAUGAAAUUGCUGCCUUUUGGGCUCGUGGACUUGGGGCUGUUGUAACCUUGGAAAUUGGUCAUGGCCUAAUCCAAUUGGGUUCCAGCCUUUCAGCGGGAGAUGGUUUGGUCUGGGCGCGUCUCAGUCGAGUGGUAAGGUAGCCAGGCAAGGACGGCCUUGAAAUUGAAUCCAAUAUGUUGAUAAUGCUACGCUGUGCAGACAACGACUGGUGUGUAGUCCAGUCUCUCGAUAUAUAAAAUAUCCGAAGGGCGUGCCAGCCCCUCUCGCGUCACUGGAUAUCUGGAUAGAAGGGCUAAUAAUUCCGUCCCAAGCUAGAGAGGAUCAUUCUGCCAGAGAUUUCCAACAAGUUCAGGCUGGCAUGAUCGUGCGUGUCCCAAAUCUGGAUUAUGUGGCCGUGGACGCACAAAUAAAGUGGUUCUCAUAGCACUGGAAUACAUCACGAGCAGUACAAGGGCCAAGAAAAAAAAAGCUAUCAAUCGCAGACAAUAGGAACCAUAAUGUAGCAGCAAAUAAGCUCGGCAACCACAAAUUUGUACAGCAAUUUGGGGUGCAACUAAUUCAGGGGCUAAUGCAUGACAUUAGGUUACAGAUGUGCCAUCAGAACAACGGCAUGCACCACUGAUCCAAAUAUAGCAAAUGCACAUAAUCAAAUUGAAGGAUGAAAAGUUUGCUGCAUUAUCCCUAGAAAAAUACAACCGUUUAACUUCAGAGAUAGAUCGAAGAAAAAUUCAAAACACACCAUACAGAAGUAGAACACAGACAAUACUAGUACAAGUAGUAGUUUGCAAAGAGCCGGACUGACAGAUUUAAGAAUAUUAUCAAAUGUGCCUAACAUCGAAAGUGUAGAAGCAUCCUUGAAAAAUAAAAA